CCGUCGAGUGAGAAUUAUCAUCGUCGACUAGACAGUAAAUCUACUGUGUAAAUGCUUAUCUGAAGACUUUAGGUUGACCUAAAUGUCUGAUAAAUUUCACCACUGACACUACCAGUAAUACUGCUCAUCUUUGUAUUUGGUUGUUUUUUGAGCAGUCAAUAGUCGUCUGACUGGUUAAUUCUCAUCCGACUUUUGUAAAAUUUAACCGAAGUCGACUCGAAACUGCGAGAGGGAAACCGCUGCGGGAAUGUACCAUCUUGGUAGCUCUUCCCAAGGAGGGUGGAAUGACUCCUCUGCCCCUCCAGGUAGUAUCAUGGAUGACGACCAAGCCACAUCACCUUUCAAUCUCCGCGAACAAAAACUGGAAAAACAGCGAGCCCUCCUGCGAGAGAAGAAGAAAAAAUACAACCAGCCGAUGAUCGUCCAGCCCAAUGAGGAACGCCAAGGGUCAGGGGGAAAAUCAAGACGCAAAGUCCCUGAAGAAACACGGCCUCUGGUCUCCCCGUCUCACAGCUCCUCAACAAGCGAUGGCCUUCAAGGUAUUGAUGGACCAGCAUCUUACUCGUUAAACUCAUCUUUGACGACUGUUCAAGUUCUAACGGUCAGUGGCUCCUCCCCUGACGACGAUGACGAUGAUGAUAUCCCAACAUUUAGGGAAACAACACAGACAGAGAAGAAGUUAAAGGCGAUGGGCAUCUCCCAGGCUGUCAAUUAUGAAGACAAUGAAGAGGCCGGGAUACCAGUGGGUGUCAUGAACACCAGCAGCUCCUUCGGGCAGGUUGCCCCACCCCCAUACCCCUCCCCACAACCCACUACUGGCUUUGGUCACGGGGGAAAUAAUAACUACACUCCUAACAGUGGAUAUGCGGGCGGGUACACCACCCCAUCCGGACCCACGACCCAGGAAACAAAGAUGCAAGGUGCUGCUACUGGUGGUUUUGAUUUCAGCGAUCUGGACGCCUUCGUGCUUCGUCCAGCGCCCCAAGGCGUUACAGUCAAGUGCCGUAUCUCACGCGAUAAAAAGGGCAUGGACAGAAGCAUCUAUCCGACCUACUUCUUGCACCUUGAAACAGAAAGCGGAAGAAAGCAAUUUCUGCUCGCUGCUCGACGACGCAAGAAGAGUACUACGUCCAACUACUUGCUAUCCACAGACCCCACCGACCUCUCACGAGAUGGAGAAUCUUUUGUUGGUAAACUCAGGUCCAACUUCAUGGGAACUCAUUUUACCGUCUUUGAUAACGGUAUCAGUGCUAACAAACCAGGAGCCAUGGCUGACGGCACCAACACUCGCCAAGAACUUUCUGCCGUUGUUUACGAUACCAAUGUUCUUGGAUUCAAAGGACCUAGAAAGAUGACCAUCAUUAUUCCAGGCAUGACCCUGGACAAUGAGAGAGUAGCGUUUAGACCAAGGAAGCAACACGAUUCUUUACUGGAUCGCUUCAAGGCUAAGAACAUGGAGAACCUGCUAGAGUUACAUAAUAAGACACCCGUAUGGAAUGAUGAUACUCAGUCUUAUGUGUUGAACUUUCAUGGACGAGUGACUCAAGCGUCCGUCAAAAAUUUCCAGGUGGUUCAUGCAAACGAUCCUGAGUACAUUGUUAUGCAGUUUGGGCGUGUGGCCGAGGAGGUCUUUACGAUGGAUUUCAACUAUCCGCUAUGUGCUGUACAAGCAAUGGGAAUCGCCUUAAGUAGUUUUGACAGUAAACUUGCGUGUGAGUAGCUUCAACCAAUCCUGGGGGCUGAUGUCAUAAAGCUAAACCAGUAAGCCAAUUGUUGCACUCGCCGUAAGCAGGGAAGUUGUCAGUAAGCGGAAGUGUAUUUCGUAAAUGAUUAAGAAGAUUUAAUCAGGGUGUCUGAGUGAUCACAAAGUUACUUUUGAAACAGCAGGCAAGUUAGCAUGCCUUUGGCUUUGCCUACUGUAUGCAGAGGUUAUGAUGUGGAAACUGAGCUUAGGGCGGCCCCUGUAAGCAGAAAUUAUCUGCUUACAGACUUUAUGAUACUUGCACCUGGUACUGGAAUUUAGCCAAAUCACAAUCUCUUCUGCUUUGAACAAGAAUUGGAAAGAGUAAGUGAGCACCUCUAAUCUGAACUAUAGAUGAAUUGAUAUUCCGCCGUUAGUUCAAACAAAAAUCAAAGUUUCAGCUUAGCAUCAAAUUAUGCUAAGCAUUGAAAUGUUUCACUAGCAGAUGAAGGUUGCCAUAUUGUUUGUGGCUGGUUCUGUUUAUAAUAAAAAGUAAUUCCUGCAUAACGGUGUGGUGAAAAUUUGCCCAGACCACACUAGCCAUAACAUUGAGAUAAGCCUGGUUCAUACUUCCUGCGAAUGCGAAUGCAAUACAAAUUUGGACAACACAAAUUUGCAACGAAGAAUUCGCAAAACAUUCACAGAGAAAACAGGGCUGUGCUGUCAACAUUGGUAUUGCAUUUGCAGGAAGUAUGAACCGGGCUUAACAUGGGAACAAUUGUCAAAAAAGGAACUUUCGGUUGACUGUUUUCAAACAUAGUACUAAAAUAUAUAAAAAAAUUCUUCUAAGCCAGAAAUAUUCAUGCAUGUUAAGCAACUUUCCCAGAUUCAUUAAGUUUAUGAUUAAUUAUUUAGUUCUGUUUUGUACAAAAUAAUAAAUAUACAUUUCCAACAAUUAUUGUUUUUACCCUGUUACCUUCCACAGUACUCUUGAUUUAAGUUGUAUGCCAUUAGUAGACUGAUUCAAGUCUAAAAUAACUUUCCCAGCUCAAGCUCAACUGGCUUCUACUUAACAAAGUUAUCAAAAGUCUUUAUACAAAAUGACUUUGUUUUUCCCAGUGUAACCAUGGUAAAUGGGAAGUGUGUUAUUUUUUUUAAUUAUUCAUUACCCCCAAAACAUGUAUUCAAACAAAAAUUCAAACAUGUCAAACUUGUACUACAAAGCAAAUGGUAAUCAGAUCCAAAAGUUAUUAUUUUAUUGUUGUGGGAAACGAUAAAAUUAAUUAAGAAAUACAUUUGAAAAAAAUGGGCGAUGUUCCCUUAUUUAGACCACCAGUACUGUUGGCGUGCAUGCGCGAUGUUAAUAUCUGGUCUGGGGAAAAGCUGAUUCCAUUAAUCACUCUUUAUACUUAUAGUUGAAUUUGAAACCUGUACUUAAUCCAGAGUAGCUGGCUGAUGUGUCCAAGUACUGACUUAAGGUCAUCUAACUAUUACACCUUGACUUUAAGACCUUUCAUAGUGUUGAAUUUACCCUCACCUUUCCAAUUCUUGUCAGUUGUACGACCGGAAACUUAUAAAAAACAGAACACUACCGUUGAAUGUGAUCGCUAAUAUAUUUUGUAAAUAUUUACAUUUUAAAAAAGUACUUAAUAUAAACUUAUAAGAUGCAUUGGUGUUACUUGUUUACUACCGUAAGCCAAACUAUUUGAAUAGUCCGUCCAUCAUCACAAUUUUAAAUGUUGGGAAGUUAUUUAAUUGCGCUGUAAAUUUGACUGUGAGUUUAAAUCACAAGUACAUGUGAGUGACGUUUUUUUUUUUUUUCUGUGUUGUUAAAAUGUUUGAUUCAAUUUUAUGACUAUUUUUCGAUGAAAGGUACACAAAGACAAGAUAAGUGCUUUGUCUCAUUAUCUUUAUUAUUGCCUAUUUUUAUCCGUAAGAUGUGACCAAGCAAUUCUUUUGAUUUUUUUUCUUUUCUUUCUUUAUUAAACUGUUUUUUAUUUACCCACCUACAAUGUAGGCAUUAACUUACAUUGUUUGAGAAAAAAUGGUUUAUGAACUGUUGAAAUUUAGUUUGGGAAUUUUAAAAUGUGUAAUUUAUUAUCACACGAUAUUGUCCAGUACUUGCAUGUUGGAUUCAGUACUUAAUCAACACAGUUUAUUUGCGCACUACAUGUAGCUCUGGUAGGCAUCAGUCUUAGUGUCAGCACAACAGAGACUGACAUCAUUAGGCAGGCGUGUGCACAAACUCACCCACCUUAAUAUCAAUUGGACAAAAUUAUACUUUCAAAUUUACAAUGUUUUUAUUUUUAAAUCCUAAAAGACAGUUAAAGUGGUUUGGUAUCCACCAGUUCUGACGCUCAUUAUUACCCUAGUAAUGUGUUAUUGGAACACAAAAUCUGAGAAAACUAUCUGACGGCAACCUUAUUCAGACGCAAGUUUGAGGUGUUGAGAAUUUGUAUGUUUUUUUCAUAACCACGUUACUUUGAAGCAAAAUGAUUUUUAUACUAUCGAAAGCUACUUUGAACCAAGUACGUUUUUUUGCCCUUAUUUUUAAGAAUGAUAAACAAAACUUGAAACUAUGUAGACAGUGGUGGAAAUGUUAAUAUGGCAUAAAAGAGAGAAAAAAAUAUCACCAGAAAUGGACUGAACCCAACACCACUAAGCACUUGCCAUACACACAAAAAAAUGCUUAAUAUUUUUUGUUAAAAGAGGAAAUAAUGUCUUGAAAAACAACGAUAUAGAACAUAUUUCUUUUGUAUAGCUGAAGGCAAGAUGUUAGAAUCGGAAAACAUUGGACAAUGACAAAUCAAAUCAAGAUAUUUACUUUGGUCUUUUUCGGUUAAUCUUGUGGCAGUUUGGUACAGACUAGUCAAUUUCCUUCACUGGUAAGGUUUAUUUUGUUGUUGGUUUUUUCAUCGCUUGCUAUGCUACAUAUAAUAAUCUUAUUAUCACAGAAGCUUUUCUGAAACAUCCAGCCGUGCAUCGUACUCUGUUUACAACCAUUUUAAAAGAGUACAUCCAUGUCACGUAGGAUUUAUGAUAAUAACAUCUGCUGAACAGUGGCGAGUUAUUAUGUUACUUGUCUCUCUUAUAAUAUUAAUUGUAUGCACCAUGUGAAAGUUGCUACACAUUCACUUCCUCUAGCCCUAAGUUUGCUGACAAAUUUGCUUAGCACAGAAGUAUCUUGCUUCGCAGGAUUAGGUUACCAGCCAAAAUGCUACACUGGACCGUGGUUCCCUACAAACAUAGAGGCAAACAAAGCUGCUAUGCCAGACGAAAUCUUACUUAGCAGAAAUAGGUUACCAGCUAAAAUACUUUUCAAUGAGUAUUGUGGUCGCGGGUUCCCUACAAACUUAUUACCAAACAAAGUUGGUAAGUAAAGAAAAAAAUGGUUAGCAAAAUUAGGCUACCAGGCAAAAUACUAAGUGUAUCCGGUCCCUGGUCCCAUGCAAACAUUUAAUGGUAAGCAGCGAUAUCAUAAUAUCACAGUGGGUCCACAUCACAC
Asterias rubens (European starfish) is the source of this 5186-nucleotide messenger RNA. Its product is annotated as tubby-related protein 3-like. Gene Ontology annotation, biological process: protein localization to cilium. The coding region runs from base 248 to 1720 and encodes 490 amino acids. The transcript has 12 exons. Gene Ontology annotation, cellular component: cilium. Lineage: Eukaryota; Metazoa; Echinodermata; Asteroidea; Forcipulatida; Asteriidae. The record is from RefSeq and is a predicted model, not a curated record.